CAUUGGGACGAAUUAACCCUCAAGGCAGGUGCGCAGUGACGUCAUCUGACAGACGACAGCUGAUUUUGACAGAACUUGGAAAAGGCAAAGAAGAUGAGUGCGUAUGAGGAUUCUCAAGAAGAGAGACAGGAUGAUUUGCCCUCUCAGUCUCAGGACUUAUUUCCGGAGGAGGUCCAAAGUUCUGCAUCACUAGAUGACAACAUUGGAAGGCAGAUAUUGGCUGAGUUGAAGAGUCUGCAGAAUAGGAUGGGCAAGAUGGAAGAGAAUAUGACAGAAAUGCAGAGGAAAUUACUAAAUGCAGAAAAGAAAGCUGCAUUUAGUAUUGAUUCCUGUACAUUUAAGAAAAAACUUUGCAGCUACUUGAAAGACAGAUUUACUUCUAAUCCAUGGCUGGAGCCAACUUCUGAUGUAGAAUUUAAGAAUGAAGUUAAAAAAUUUCUGAGAGCUGAUGGGCUGGCAAAGGACACUUCUGCUUAUAAACAGGUAGUGUCAUUUUCCAGUUCAAAGUAUGCAGAUUUAAGAAAUCAGCUACGUAGAAAGAUUUUCCAAGAGUUGACAGAGGGGAAGAAUGACCUCCAAAGCCUGCAGAUAGAUGAUUUUGCAAAAGUCAUCCUAAGCAGUUUCUGCAGUGCUUUGGAGAGUUAUGAUUCCCAAGAGAGAAUUAAACUCUGUUUGGUACUUAGAUCAUUCCUGCAUAAGAGGGGACUCUUUGCAACAAAGCAGUCAAUUCCAGAUUUCUGGGAUAAAUUUAAGAACUACUUCAUGGAAACCACCAAGGGGGCUAAUGACGAGAAGUGGGAGAAAUUGGCAGGAAUUGAUUCUCGUCGAAUUAUUAAGAGAUUGGAAGUUUUGGGUAAGAAUAGCUAAGUUAUUAAACAAAAUAUGAAGGAGUAUAUGUACGUACAGUAACUAUGUUAUUCAUACCUAAAUUGUUGUGUUAAAAUGCACAUUUAAAGACCCCUUUCAACUGCUAUAUCGCUAUAAACAUGCUAAAGCAUCAAGUUACCUCAUGAAAUCUUAAAUUUUAAAUUAAUAAGGAGUUGUGGUUUGAUUGGGUAUGGGACAAUUAUCUUAAACAAAGAGUGUCCAUGUGAAGUAGAUUUUAGCAAUAAAAGGUCCCUUUACAACCUUCAACAAUGAGCACAACUCAUAAUGUAUAGUAAGCUAUAAAAUGCUAUAAAAGGCUAGGACAUGUAAAAACUUGAAAAUUUAAAUGAAUACAUCGAUGGUCUAGUUAUGAAAAAACUGUCAAUGAUAAACAGAUAUUGCAACCAGCAACCAACUACAACCAAAAAAGUAUAGACUCAUAAAUAGUCGGUCAACCACAAAUACCAAUUAACAUGACCAAUUUGAAUCUCAGUUACACACUUUUCACACAUGUUGUUUCCCUUUGUCAAUUGAAGACUCAGGUUCUUACUGGAUAAAAAAGAUUAUAAGUGAUAUAUAUGGUAACAGGAAUGUUAAAGAAUUUUUGAGAAAAAAAUAUUAUUAAUACAUAAUGAUUUUAGCUUAACAAAAGGAAUAAAUGGAAUGAAAAGAUUUUGAAAAACUUUGUUUUCUCAGACUAGAGUAUCAAUCCAUCCACAUUCAACAGAGUGAAUACUUCCAAUAAAUCGUCAGAGAAAAGCAUGACUGUUAAAUCAUCAUACAACAACAAAAAAAUCAUGAUGAUAAAAAUUGGGAUAUAAUAUCCCCUUUUGUAUAAGAAUUGAACAAGCAAUUUGAAGCAAACCCAUUAAACUUUCAACCAAAGCAAUAAAGAGAAAACUAGCGGAUGAAUGUGUAUAGACACUUAAAAAAACUGUUCAGUUAGUAAUCAUGAGCAAAAUGUUUCUUAAAAUUUGAUUUCCUGUUGACCAUCACUGUUUCUAAAGCUUUCAUUUAUUCUAAAUACUCAAGUUUUCUUUUUUU
Mytilus californianus (California mussel) is the source of this 1911-nucleotide messenger RNA. RefSeq lists its product as uncharacterized. The transcript is spliced from 7 exons. Lineage: Eukaryota; Metazoa; Mollusca; Bivalvia; Mytilida; Mytilidae. The record is from RefSeq and is a predicted model, not a curated record. Bases 94 to 867 code for a protein of 257 amino acids.